GUUUUUAUCUCCUUAUCUUUAUCAAUUUAAUAAAAAAUUAGUAAAGAAGAUAAGAAAAACAAAGCCAUGUAAAAUAUCUCUAGAAAUAUCUGUGCAUUAAUCCAAACUUACACUAACCUCUAAGCUCACUCACUCACAUUGUAAUUAGUACACAGCCACACAAGAGCACAUAGAAACAAAAACGUGGAAGUUUAAAAAGCCAUAAUUCACAACACUUCUAAACUGUGCGGCCUUAUCUCCUUCUCCUUCCUUUGCCGCUCCCUCCCUUACCCAAAAUGGCUUCUUCAAUUACCGCUUCACUCGGAACAACUUCUUCCAUAACCAAAACCCCAUCUUCCUUUUCACUUCACAACACUUUCCGUCUCAAUACCCUUCUCCGUCUUCGACCUAACCACAAAACUCCCACUGUUUCUUUCGUUAUUUCUGCUAUUGCCACCCCUAACACUCCCAUCCUCACCACUCAAGAAGCUCUUAAAGGUUUGGGUUUCGAUGACGCUAAUGACCAAAUUAGUCGUGUACCUGUUGCCGUUAGCAAGGACGAACUCGACAUUUCCCAGCUCGGGUUUCCUUCCCAACUCGUCGACUCGCUCCAGAGGCGUGGAAUUACCAGUCUUUUCCCCAUUCAGAGAGCUGUGUUGCUGCCUGCAAUAGAAGGUAGAGAUAUCAUUGCUCGCGCAAAGACUGGGACUGGAAAGACAUUAGCAUUUGGAAUUCCAAUUAUCAAGGGUCUCAUUGAGAAUGAACAAAGCAAUACGAGGCGGUUUGGUCGGCUUCCUAAAGUAUUAGUUCUUGCACCUACUAGGGAGUUAGCAAAGCAGGUAGAGAAGGAGAUAAAAGAAUCUGCACCUUAUCUAAACACGGUUUGUGUUUAUGGUGGUGUUUCUUAUGAUAUUCAAAAGAAUGCGCUUUCACGUGGUGUUGAUGUAGUGGUUGGAACACCUGGGAGACUAAUUGACCUGAUAAAUGGGAGAAGCCUACAACUUAGUGAAAUUCAGUAUUUGGUACUUGAUGAAGCCGAUCAGAUGCUUGCUGUUGGGUUUGAGGAGGAUGUGGAAUCAAUUUUAGAAACAAUCCCGUCUCAGAGGCAAAUAAUGCUUUUCUCUGCAACCAUGCCGGGUUGGGUCAAGAAGUUGUCAAGAAAACAUUUGAACAAUCCAAAGACUAUUGAUUUGGUCGGUGACAGAGAAGAAAAGCUUGCUGAAGGGAUCAAACUUUAUGCUGUACCAGCCACUUCAAUAUCAAAGCGGAGAAUUCUUUCUGGUCUUAUAAGUGCCUAUGGAAAGGGUGGGAAGACUAUUGUUUUCACAAGGACAAAAAGGGAUGCUGAUGAAAUAUCAUAUUCAUUGACAAGUAGUAUAGCUUCUAAAGCACUGCAUGGUGAUAUCUCUCAGUAUCAGAGAGAGAGAACAUUGGAUGGUUUUCGGCAAGGGAGAUUCACAGUGCUUGUUGCUACUGAUGUUGCUUCUCGUGGACUAGAUAUUCCCAAUGUUGAUUUGAUUAUACAUUAUGAACUUCCUGAUGGUCCCGAGACUUUUGUACAUCGCUCUGGUCGUACUGGACGUGCAGGAAAAGAGGGUGCUGCUGUUGUAAUGUUCACCGCUAGCCAGAAAAGAACUGUUAUAUCCCUUGAGCGUGACGUAGGCUCCAGAUUUGAAUUUAUUAGGCCACCGCCUAUGGAAGAUUUACCGGAAUUACCCACCAGGCAAGUUGUUUCCACACUUGGUAGAGAUAGAAGUAAUCAGAGAGGUUAUAGAACCGGUGGAGAUGACUGGUCAAGUGGAGGUAGACGGUCAGGUGGGGAUGACUGGUCAAGUGGAGGUAGACGGCCAGGUGGGGAUGACUGGUCAACUGAAGGUAGACGAUCAAACGGGUAUUCGUCAUCAAACAGAUCUUCAUCACCAAACAGGUAUUCGUCAUCAAACAGAUCUUCAUCAUCAAACGGUUAUUCGUCAUCAAACAGAUCUUCAUCAUCAAACGGUUAUUCGUCAUCAAACAGAUCUUCACCACCAAACAGAGGUAAUUAUCGAGGGCCCUGUUUUAAUUGUGGACAAUCAGGGCAUCGGGCAUUGGACUGCCCCAAUAAAGAAGACUUAUUCUAGUUGGAACGCAUUCAAUUUUGGCGUCACCUUGUUCAAUAAUUGAGCUGCCUCCAUUGUUUUCCUAAGUGGUUCAAGAAAUUGAAAGGUGCUUUCCCCAAAAGAAUUACAGAAUCAAAGCUACUUUACAACAUCUUUCCUAUUUGAUUAUCUCAAUUCUCCAUAGAAGUUCCCGCAUUUGAUAUCAGUUUAUGUUCUCCUUGUUGUAAAAUUGAUUUAUGGGUUGCAUUGCGGCAGUGAUAUUCGGCCAGAACAUUAACCAUAUGAUGCUAAUUUGUCUGUACAGCCGUUGUGUUUAUCAUGGGCUUGAACCUCUACGUUUCAGAAAAAAGACAGGAGUAGCUUUAUAGAAAGAAUAUAUUUCCAAAUCACUCCAUUGAAAUAAUAAUAUCACAGUAUAAGUUUGUCUGUCCUGUA
Molecule: messenger RNA, 2513 nt
Organism: Trifolium pratense (red clover)
Lineage: Eukaryota; Viridiplantae; Streptophyta; Magnoliopsida; Fabales; Fabaceae
Product: DEAD-box ATP-dependent RNA helicase 3, chloroplastic-like
Exons: 7
Coding region: 276-2099 (607 amino acids)
Molecular function (GO): nucleic acid binding; zinc ion binding; ATP binding
Source: RefSeq, a predicted model, not a curated record